AUGUUGAAAUGGUUGGCUAACAAUAUUCCGAAUUGUGUUCAAAGAAACUACACAUUGGCAAUUCCGAUCACCUACAAAAUGAAUCGGAAUGGAAAUGUUCAAUUCUUGCAGCAACAACAACAAGAAUGGCGAUGGAAAUCUUCAUCAGCAAAAUCAUCAUUGGAUAGUAGUAAUAAUAAUCAUGCUUUCAAAACAAAAAAUCAAGAAACCUAUCGGGAUGCAAAUAACAAGAGAGAAAAUCAACUAAAUAACUCCUCCAGUAAAUUGAAUACGAAUAACCGAAAUACCAACAAUAAUUCAAACAGAGUGCAGAAAGCCUCAUCUUCAAAGUUUACUAAACAGGUAACAGAAUCCCAAGCUCCAAAACAUAAAAUCAAUCACAAUGAAGAACAAGCCGAAAUGAAGAGAAAAAUUGUAAGCAACAAUCAAAACCUUAAAGGUGAACAACAAGCGUCAUUAUUGCCCAUGAAGCAAAACAAGAGUAGCACCAAAUCCUUUACAAAAUCAUUGCCAAAUGUUUCCUUCUCUAUGAAUUCGACUCAAUCACCAAAGAAAGGACCCCUAAAACAGAAAGAAAGCCACUUCAACGAGAAUGACGACGACGAUUAUGAAAUUGGAGAUUAUGAUGAAGAAUUGGAUGAUUUGGAAGAUGAAAACCCAAAAAGCAAGGGAAAAAACACUUCACACAAAUAUAAGCAAGAACAACAAUCCGAAGUGGUCGAUAUUGUUUCCAAAGAAAAGCUAGACGAAUAUGUAACAAUGUUUAACAAGCCAGGUGUGUCGAGUAAUAAGAAAUUCAGGUCAUUACCUGUGGUCGACUCGAUACUUAAAGAAAUAUUUCUUUGUGGUCUUGCACGAAAGGGUAUAAAGCAGUUUGAUUACUUAACAUAUUUAAUUGGAGGCAAAGACGCCAAAUCAGAAAUUUCUGAAUCCUCAAAAAAGGAGCUUGAAGAAAUGGUAAAUCAAAACCGAGUCAUUGAAGCUCAACUCAAACGUCAACAAAUUUCCAAAAGAACAAACAAAACUAAUGUCAUUUACAAUCAAGCUGAAUUUAGAGCAGAUAUGCAGGUUAAUGAAGAAUGCGUAAAUUGGAUAUUUAAAAAUAACAGAAUGAAAUAUAUGGGCUCGGUUGGACUCUCUGAAGAAGAUGAACAACGAAUCAUGGAAGAAUUUGAGAAAAAUGAAUUGGAACUAGAGGAAGACGAAGAAGAAAAGAAAGCAGAUUCUCAGUUAACGUCACAAGAUUUAGAGUCCAUGCCAAAAGAAGAAUUGAAUGCUCUUCUUGAAAAACAAGAAAAUAUUUAUGAGCUCUAUAAGAAAUAUUAUGAAGAGUCAAACGUUGAAGACGACGAAGAGGCAGACAGUGAAAGUACAAAGAAAUCAACCAAAGAGAAGGAAUCAGAAAAUGCAACGAAUACCUAUAAUCGAAAACUCUAUCCAAUGGAGGGAAUAAUCCAAAAAACAAAAGGAAUCCCUCAAGUUGCAUUUAUUGGAAGAUCUAACGUGGGAAAGAGUUCACUCAUCAAUGCCAUAACAGGACGAAAUAAUUUAAAGGCCUCAGAGCGUCCUGGUGAAACUAAGGAUUUGAAUUUUCAUCGAUUCGGAAAGGCUUUUUGCUUGGUUGACAUGCCUGGUUAUGGAUUUGCCUUUACGAAAGAAAGUUUUGUCACACAAAAAUGGUUAGAACUGAUGAAAUCAUAUUUUGUGAAAAGUGGAUCCGAUUUGAAAAUGGUUUUCAUGCUCAUUGAUUCUCGUCUUGGCCUGAAGAGAAGGGAUGUCGAUAUGAUUAACUUUUUGGACCAGAACAAGGUUCCCUUUCAAAUUGUUCUGACCAAGUGUGAUUUAACAUUUGUUGAUGACUUGGCGAGAAUGGCAUUCAAGAUUUUCAAAUUAGACCCAAUUAGAAAAGGUUUCACACUCAAUUAUCAUGCUAAGGAUGAGAACACUAAGGACUAUCGAAUGAUAUUUGUGAGCGCUCGAUCGAAAACUGGCGUUGCUAGACUAAAGGAAGAUAUUGUGCUGAAAUAUUCCAGUUUUGACAAGGAGCAAUGGAAGAGGAAUGUCAAGAAAAAUGUUGUGUUAUUUGUUUGA
Naegleria lovaniensis is the source of this 2091-nucleotide messenger RNA. RefSeq lists its product as uncharacterized. The transcript has a single exon. Lineage: Eukaryota; Heterolobosea; Eutetramitea; Acrasida; Naegleriidae. Gene Ontology annotation, molecular function: GTP binding. The record is from RefSeq and is a predicted model, not a curated record. Bases 1 to 2091 code for a protein of 696 amino acids.